AUGUCGCAAUCCGACUUGAAACGAAAACGAGCCCGAAUUGCAUGUGAACCAUGCCGGGAGCGCAAAAGAAAAUGCGACGGCGUCGAGCCUUGUAGUACUUGCCGUCAAUGGGGCUACAAUUGCCACUACGAACAUCAGACACGACGGAAGCAUCAUGCUCCCCAACAAGAGCCCCCAAGAGACAUUCCCCCAACGCCAAAGCCUCCACAGCAGAUUGACUCAGUGGAUACGCAUGGACUGGAUCGUCGAUUGUGGGCAAACUCCGGCGCUGCAUUUGUUCGGAGGAUGGGCCUGAAUAUCGAUCCUGCUAAAGCACCAAAACUCAGCCUCUUUGGUUGGAAUAUUGGAAAGCGACAACUGUCAUCUGAGUCUCAGAUUGUCCAUCCUGUGCUGUCAAUCACGGAUAUCACAUCCCUUGAACACAUGAAGACCCUCGCUCAGAUCUACUUUGCCAAGAUUGGUCCAUGCUAUGGAUUUAUUGACUCUUCUCAAUUUUUUGAGCGACUGGAUGCUAGGUGGAAGUCUCCCAUGGUUAGUGGUCUAUAUGACAGUGUUCUCGGUGGCGUCGCUGCACUAGGUUGUUUGUUUUCCCAACGAAACAUGACAAUCACCGAAUUACAUCUCGUCGGAUCCACACUUUCUAUUCUCGACACGCACGUUCUGUGUGGUGUUCCUCCGGUGGACCUUCUCACUGGGUGGAUGUUACGAGUCAUCUAUAUGCGGAUGACAGAUCUGCCCCACUCAACAUGGAUGGCGAGUUCGAAGUUGAUGCAUCUAGUGGAAGCUGCGGGAUUUCACCUAGAGUCCACCGAUUCAGUCUUUCCACGCAGUAUUGACACAGAGUUUGAUCCAAACCCCCAAAGACGACUCUUCGGCGUGGCACUACAUCUUAAUUUGUGGACUUCCUAUGAUCUCGGCUUAUCAAGAGUAACCUUCCAAAAGAAUGAUUUGCCAUUGCUUCCAUCAACCAUCGAGGGUGAUUACACAGAUGAGUUGCUGGGACUUCUUCCAUUAUCGGCAAGCCUAGACCCAGGAAAGCCAACCGAAGAUGAGAUGAAACUCGAAGAAACGCUUGCCCAGAUCCUAAAAAGAGUUCAUAAUGAGCCUCCCUCGGCCAUGGCGCAAUGCAAUCUUGUACUUUGCAUUCUGCGCAGAAUCCACACACAGAACCUUGAAAUAUCCCCUCGCCUCGCAGAAAAAGGCUUAGCGUUGCUAAAAAAGGGACUUGGUUGCUCACGCACUAUGGUCAGAGACUGCAGCCCCUGGCAACACAUGGCAAACGUACCUUUCCACAUCAUUUGUGUCUUGCUAGUUAUGGAUACACGGCAAUCAUUAGCGAUGCUUCCCGAAGCAAUGCAGACAUUGAAGCUCGUUGCAUCCACUUAUGAUACAAACACCAUGAGAGAAGCCUGGAGUGCUGCCCUCUUGCUAGUUAUGCUUCAUCAACAGCGAAGGAAAGAUGACCUUGCGAUUUUCAAUGACAUAAUGAACAUGGAAGAACAAGAAAGUCCAGCUGGACGAACCCUGCAAGAAUUCCCAAGCGCCGAAGAGUAUUCAUGGCUAGGGGCUUUGGUCUCUGAUCUGCCUGGUUUGCAAAGGGAUGACCUUGAUCAAUUUCUGAAUGCGGAUAUGAUUGAUACUUCAAGUUUCUUGGGUGGAUCUGGAUGA
This is a messenger RNA of Penicillium robsamsonii, 1668 nucleotides long. RefSeq lists its product as uncharacterized. Lineage: Eukaryota; Fungi; Ascomycota; Eurotiomycetes; Eurotiales; Aspergillaceae. Bases 1 to 1668 code for a protein of 555 amino acids. The record is from RefSeq and is a predicted model, not a curated record. The transcript has a single exon. Gene Ontology annotation, molecular function: DNA-binding transcription factor activity, RNA polymerase II-specific; zinc ion binding. Gene Ontology annotation, biological process: regulation of DNA-templated transcription; response to xenobiotic stimulus.